Molecule: messenger RNA, 687 nt
Organism: Brugia pahangi
Lineage: Eukaryota; Metazoa; Nematoda; Chromadorea; Rhabditida; Onchocercidae
Source: the annotation of a GenBank genome assembly
AUGUCAAAAUUAGAAGGAAAACUGAAACUUGGCAAUCAUCAAGCAGAACUUAUCUUACGAAACAAGCCGAUUAACCUGCUUAAAGAUCAUGAAUAUUCUAAAUGGAUUGCAUCACAGGCUGAAACAGAAAUGAAAACGGAAGAUAUUACCAAAAUUAAAUUUUUUCGAUUAAAACUUCUUCCUGAACAAUAUUGCUAUGCUGAAUAUUAUUAUCCGGAAAAUGAACCAUAUCGCGUCUAUUUUCAUAAAGUAUCUAAUCAGUGGUAUGUUUAUAAAAGUUACCAACGUAUCAGUGAUCUCUUUGCAAUUGAUAACUUCAAUGCAAAAGUAUAUUAUAUGGGUGUUAUUCCAAAUGAUAUUAUGAAUCGUGGUGAUUUUUAUGAAAUUAAUGAUUUCAUUUCGACAGUUUCAGUACUACAUGGUGAAUAUAAUCGUAAAUUGGAACUACAACACAUUACAGGUGGUGGAUUUCGACCAAAUUUGCGAACAAUGAAAGGUCGCAAAGUGUUACCAACAUUUUUGGCAUCGCACGCAAGAGAACAAAAAAAUGGGCCAUCUAUGAUAAAAAUCUUAAUCGAUCGUCAUAUUGCUGCUAUACGAGCUUAUCAGAAGAAACGACUUCAAAAUAUUGAGAAAAUUUUGGAGCAGAAUAAUAUUGCUAAACAAAUUAAGGCAUACAUUUUAUGA